CGAAAUAUAAAAACACACAACAGAAUCAAGUGGAAAAGCCAAGCUCCACGCUCGAGACUCGAUCCGAGAUCUGAGAUCUGAGAUCUGAGGGUCGCGUUCUGAGGCCGACGAUCGGCAGCGAUCAGUUGAUUGCAGCCAUCGGGGAAGACAGCCUCGCCGGAGUCUAUCGCUUCUGAUCCGCGGGUCCACACAGAGCACAAACAGAGAAGAAUCGGAGAAACGGACAACGGAGAACCGGAGAAUGCUGGUAGUGCUCUUUCAUCUUCUCCUGGCCCUUCUGGGGGCCCAGGCCCAGCUGAAGGCCCUGAUGCACUUCGGCAACUGCAAUUCGGCGGAGUACGGCCGGGGGACCUGCAUCGAGAAGGCCGACUGCGACUUCUAUGCCGUGGACAAGCUCACUGACUUCGCCAGCAAGCGCCAGUGCUUCUCCCGCCAGCGUCCCGACCUGGUCUGCUGUCCCCGCGAGACGAACUUGAUCCCCAUUCUCGGCGCACGAAUCUUCAACGAGACCAGCUCCGGCGUAAACACCACAGCGACGCUCGCAACCCCCACCCCGCGCACCCUGCUGAAGCUGCUGCCCCGGACCCCGCCCCCGCCGCCAUCGGGAGCGGAUACGCUGCCGACACAUCCGUACUGCGGCACCUCGUUCGCGUCCCGCGUCAUUGGAGGCAACAACACGGAGUUGUUCGAGUUCCCCUGGACCACGCUGCUGGAGUACACGCUGCCGGGCGGUGUGAAGGAAUUCUCCUGCGGAGCGGCCUUCAUCGCGCAGCGCUGGCUGGUGACGGCCGCCCACUGCGUCCACCCCAAGUACACGGGCGGCCAGAAGAUCCUCACGGCAGCCCGGCUGGGGGAAUGGGACAAGGACACGGACCCGGACUGCGUCACCCACUUGAGCGGGAAGCGCGAGUGCGCUCCGCCCCACAUCCGCGUGCCCAUAGACCUCAUCCGGCCGCACGCCGACUUCUCGACAGAGACCCUGGCCAACGACAUCGCCCUGCUCCGCCUCUCCAGGCCCGUGGACUGGCUGCGCCACGUGGAUCGCCACGUGGAGCCCGUGUGCCUGCCCCCGAGGAACCUGCAGCAGGAGCCUCCGGUGGGCGCCGCCGCCGACGUCUCCGGCUGGGGCAAGACGGAGAAGAGCGACUCUAGCUCGAUCAAGCGCAAGGCCAUGCUGUUCAUACAGGCGCAGGCCCAGUGCCGCGAGGCCUUCGAGAAGGAGGGGUUCCUGGUGGGCGACAGGCAGAUCUGCGCCGGCGGCGCCAUCGGGGUGGACUCGUGCAGCGGUGACUCGGGCGGACCGCUGACCGUCGAGGCGGACACCCCCCAAGGCCACCGCUUCGUCUACCUGGCCGGGGUGGUAUCCUUUGGACGCAGCAGGUGCGGCGAGUCGGAGUUCUCCGGGGUGUACACCCGGGUCAGCAGAUAUGUGUCCUGGAUCCAGGACACCAUCAACGCGAACCGCGGAUAGUCGCCCGCCGGACGGGGCAUAAUUUUUUUUUCUAUUUUAUUGAAAUGUAACUGAACCACAUAAUUAUAGUUCUUGAAAGGA
Molecule: messenger RNA, 1552 nt
Organism: Drosophila ananassae
Lineage: Eukaryota; Metazoa; Arthropoda; Insecta; Diptera; Drosophilidae
Gene: Ser7
Product: serine protease easter
Exons: 3
Coding region: 242-1471 (409 amino acids)
Biological process (GO): proteolysis
Molecular function (GO): serine-type endopeptidase activity
Source: RefSeq, a predicted model, not a curated record